Molecule: messenger RNA, 1102 nt
Organism: Drosophila ananassae
Lineage: Eukaryota; Metazoa; Arthropoda; Insecta; Diptera; Drosophilidae
Product: histone H3-like centromeric protein cid
Exons: 1
Coding region: 129-929 (266 amino acids)
Cellular component (GO): nucleosome
Molecular function (GO): protein heterodimerization activity; DNA binding; structural constituent of chromatin
Source: RefSeq, a predicted model, not a curated record
UUUAAGGAUGCGCUAUAGCGUAUCUUGAGGGUCUGGUCACACUGAUAAAAAAAGCGGGACGCGUCGAACUAAAAUUUUUCUGUUGGUUAAUUUUGAGAUUUGAAGAAUUAUACCAAUUAGAAAAAAAUAUGAGACCCCCACCAAAGCGAGGUGAACGUAAACGUGCCGCAGCUCCACAGCCCUCACGAGAAGAUACUGACUCCGAGCACUCGGACGAUGAAAGUGCGUUCCGCUCGCCUGAUAACGAUGAUGCCACAGACUACGGCUUGGAGUUCACGACGAGUCGCCUAAAUUUACAGGAUGUCAGCAAUCGGCGCUGCUCAACGCUCCGCAAAGACACCUCCGCUACUCGCAAAAGAUUGGCCGCCAAUCAAAGCACAUCCGAGGAGGAGGAGGAGGAUGAAGAAAAUCAGUCGCCGUCAACCAGAUCACGGACGUCCCUCAGAGGAAUAGCUCCGCAAUCGUCUCAAGUAAGUUCAGCAGCAGAGUCACCUCAGAGGCGGGCAGGACCUCAAACGCCUCAGAGGAGAUCAGCAGCUCCCCAGCCACCUCAGGGAAGACCAACCGCACAACCGCUUCAACGGAGCGCUCAAACAGCCGGUGCCGGCCGGCGGAAAGGGAGAAGGCCUCUGAAUCGGGAGGCGAGAAUGCAGAGAGAGAUUCGCAACCUGCAGAUGUUUACCGGCAAUUUGAUACCCCGGCUACCAUUUUCGCGCCUUGUAAGGGAAUUACUGUACUCAGAAGGAGCUCAUCAGCCGUUUAAAAUAACCGCCGGUGCCCUAGAGGCGUUGCAAUCCUCCUCGGAGAUCUACAUGACCCAGCGGCUUCAGGAUGCGUACUACCUGACUCUGCAUCGUGGGCGCGUAACCCUAGAUGUGCGGGACAUGGUAUUGAUGGGCUAUAUUUGCGACAACUUGAGGCGUAAUUAAUGUUAAUGUUAUAUUUAAAUAUUUAAAAGUUAAUUAAGAAUUCUUCGACAUUGAUAUUGCAUAUUAGUUAAGUUUUUGUUCCAUUUACCCUGUAAAAUGUUACCAUUGAUUUUUGUAAGAUUUUAAAAAGUAUAUAAAGAUAAAGAUGAUCGUUAAAAUGUAUCAAACAAUUA